Onychostruthus taczanowskii (white-rumped snowfinch) is the source of this 2358-nucleotide messenger RNA. RefSeq names its product putative homeodomain transcription factor 1 (gene PHTF1). Bases 71 to 2341 code for a protein of 756 amino acids. Lineage: Eukaryota; Metazoa; Chordata; Aves; Passeriformes; Passeridae. Gene Ontology annotation, cellular component: endoplasmic reticulum. The record is from RefSeq and is a predicted model, not a curated record. The transcript has 20 exons.
GGUAACGGGAGCGGGGUCGGUGCCGGUGUCGGUGCCGGGCCCGGUGUCGGUGCCGGUCCCCUCGCUCCCCAUGGCCUGCCGCGAUGCCAUUUCAUGGUACCAGAAGAAGAUCGGGGCCUACGACCAGCAGAUAUGGGAGAAGGCCGUGGAGCAGACCCAGAUGAAGGGCUUCAAGAACAAGCCGAAGAAAAAGGGGCACAUCCAGCCCGAUCUGAUCGACGUGGAUCUGAUCAGCGGCUCUACCUUUGCCAAAGCCAAGCCUGAAAUUCCCUGGACAUCGCUGACGAGGAAGGGAAUUGUGAGAGUGGUGUUCUUCCCCCUGUUCAGCCACUGGUGGAUACAGGUCACGUCCCAGCGUAUUUUUAUGUGGCUCUUGGUGCUCUACCUUAUGCAAGUGGUAGCAGUGGUGCUGUACUUCCUGGUGCCUGCUGUGAGUGCCAGUGAAGUGAUGGGACCCCUGUGCCUGAUGCUGCUGCUGGGGACAGUUCACUGCCAGAUCGUGUCCACGCAGGUGAACAGAGCUGCAGGGAGCAACGGGCUGAGCCGGCGCCGCAGGAAGUUGCGCAAGGCUGCGGGUGCGGAUGGGAGCAGUUGGUGUUCUCCUGACAGAACCAGCAAGGAGGAGCAGUCUGGCUCUGCAUCUCUGCUGACCAAUUUAUCCAGCCUGCUCUUCCAGAGGAGGAAUAGAGGAGUAAAGCUGGUAGCUGAGAAAGGGACUGAGACAGAAAGUGGUGUGAGUGCUGUGGGUGAUGGCAUCAAACCCAGACAGGCCAGAUCUGAGCACAGGCUGCUGCACUGCAAAGAGAAAAGUAAACUUUCUGAUGGGGAGAAGAGCCAUCAGGAUGAUGGCACCACCAGGGACGGUGCUUCUGACGAGCUGUCGAGCGAGGAGGAUGCUGAGGAUGCUGAGGAUGCUGAGGGCCUGGCACAGAGGAUCCUGCUACGGCCCAGCAUGGAAGGGGCUUCCAGUGACAACAGCUACGAGGAGAGGAAGAAGAGGCCUCUGCUUUCUCUCAACCAGGCUGUCUCACAGGUCAAGCAAGCCCUGAAAGCUGCCAGAGACUCUGACAGUGUUGUGGAGUCUGAACUGGAAUCCACAUUGUACAGGCAGGACCCCAGGUCGUGCCUGGGCGUGGGGCCCCGGAGCUGCAGCGGGAGCCGGCGGGACUCGGAGAGCACACGGCAGGACUCGGAGACCGAGGACAUGCUGUGGGACGAUCUCCUGCACGGCCCCGAGUGCCGCUCCUCGGGCACCAGCGACAGCGAGGAGCGCUCCCGCAGGGACUCCCGCAGGGACCUGAAGGAGGACGUCUUCCAGCAGAACCAUCUGUUUUGGCUGCAGAACACCAGCCCAGCGUCUGCCAAAGUGAGUGCUCUGAUCUGGGAGGGGAAUGACUGCAAGAAGGUGGACAUGUCCGUGCUGGAGAUCAGUGGGAUCAUCAUGAGCAGGGUUAAUGCCCACCAGCAAGGAGUGGGGUAUCAGAUGCUGGGAAACAUCAUCACCAUCGGAUUGGCCUUCCUGCCAUUCCUCUACAGGCUGUUCCGCACGGACAGCCUGGAGCAGCUCUGCUCCAUCUCUCUGAUGGAGCUUCUGCACAUCUUCUGUGGAGCCCCUAUCAGCACCUCUGUGCUCAUCCUGUCUGCCAUCAACUUUCUGGAAAGGCUGUGCUUAACCUGGAUGUUUUUCUUCAUGAUGUGUGUUGCUGAGAGAACAUACAAGCAGAGGUUUUUGUUUGCCAAGCUCUUUAGUCACAUCACAUCUGCUCGGAAAGCCAGGAAAUACGAAAUCCCUCACUUCAGGCUCAAGAAGGUGGAGAACAUCAAGAUCUGGUUAUCCCUUCGCUCCUACCUGAAGAGACGAGGCCCCCAGAGGUCUGUGGAUGUUGUGGUGUCCUCAGUCUUUUUACUGGCUCUUUCAAUUGCUUUUAUCUGCUGUGCCCAGGUUCUUAAGGGUCACAAAACCUUUCUGAGUGCAGCUUACAACUGGGAGUUCCUGAUGUGGGAGGCAGCACUGCUCCUCUUCCUGCUACGUCUGGCAUCUCUGGGCUCUGAGACCAACAAGAAAUACAGCAACAUUUCCAUCCUGCUCACUGAGCAGAUAAACUUGUACCUGAAGAUGGAGAAGAAGCCAAACAAGAAGGAGCAGCUCUCUCUGGUGAACAAUGUGCUGAAACUGUCCACAAAGCUGCUGAAGGAGCUGGAUAGUCCAUUCAGGCUCUAUGGGCUGACCAUGAACCCACUGAUCUACAACAUCACACGGGUUGUCAUCCUCUCUGCUGUCUCAGGAGUGAUCAGUGACCUGCUGGGAUUCAAUAUCAGAUUAUGGAAAAUUAAACCAUGAACUGGCAGAACAUCAGC